Messenger RNA from Rhizophagus irregularis DAOM 181602=DAOM 197198, 469 nucleotides. Lineage: Eukaryota; Fungi; Glomeromycota; Glomeromycetes; Glomerales; Glomeraceae. The record is from RefSeq and is a predicted model, not a curated record.
UGGAAAUCUUCCUUAUAUAGCACCCGAGGUUAUAUUUGGAAAAGAAUAUACUUUUGCAUCUGAUGUUUAUAGUUUUGGUAUACUUAUGUGGGAAAUUUCAUCAGGACAAUCACCUUUUAAUACUUACGAACAUAAUUAUGAUCUUGCAAUGAAAAUAGUUAAUGGUAUGAGACCAAAAAUUGGAUCAGGAGUCCCAUCAAAAUAUAAAGAAAUAAUGAAACAAUGCUGGGACGCCAAUCCAUCAAAAAGACCUGAUGCGGCUACUCUUUUCGAUGAAAUUCAAAAAAUGCGGGAAGAUUCAUACAAUAAUGAUAAUGCAAAUGAAUUUAAUACUUUAGAAUAUAAUUCUUCUCAAAUUUCUCAAGUCAAUUCAAAUUCAAGUUCUAAUCUACAUUUAUUAUCAACUAGUAAACUUUAUCAGUUCGGAAAUUUACCAGAACCAAGAAAUGCGACUGAGGGUAAGUUAUGA